AUGUGGCAUGGUGCAAUGAUAAUGCAUGAAGAAGUGACGCAUCGCAUUGGAAUCAUGCUUUUUGAUAAAGUUUUAGAAUCAAAUCAAAGGUUGAGAUUUAUUCCUUUUAAUUUUUAUUUUUUCUCCCCCUAUCUCUCUUUUCUCCACGACAGAUCUGAAACUUCAUCUUCUUCAGUCUCAUCUCUCAUAUCUCUCAUCACUCCCAUCUCUCUCCAAGCUUACUGUUUCUCUCAUCACUCCUAUCUCUUUGCACGCCUCUCUCAUCUCUCCCAUAUUUCUCCCAUCGCAUCUUCUCUUCGUCUCCCAUCACUCCCAUCGCAUCGCACCCCCACAACCACCACCGCGGUCGCCCUCCCACCACCGCCACGUUCGCCCUCCCACCACCGCCACAUAGGUGAGGAGUCAAGGAUCUUGGUGGCUGCAGUAGGCAAGGUUCAUGGCGGCUUGAGGACGGCGGCCAGGAGGAGGCAAACUCAUGACUGUUGGAAGAGGGGCAAGGGCUGCAAGGCCGUAGAGGAGGCGGCGGCUGCAGUCUUAGUUUUUUAGGUUUAGUUUUUUUUUUCUUUUUAAAUUUGGUUUAGUGUAAACCGGGUUGGGGAAAUUGUAGUGGUCUAAAUUUAUUUUUAAUUUCUGGUUUAGUAAUGUAAACCCAAGUUAAUUUGUAACCCAAUUUUAAUUUAUAAAUAAAAUUUAUUUCAUUUUCA
Messenger RNA from Raphanus sativus (radish), 704 nucleotides. RefSeq lists its product as uncharacterized. The coding region runs from base 1 to 546 and encodes 181 amino acids. Lineage: Eukaryota; Viridiplantae; Streptophyta; Magnoliopsida; Brassicales; Brassicaceae. The transcript is spliced from 3 exons. The record is from RefSeq and is a predicted model, not a curated record.